CAGGCCUCAGAAACCUUUGACCAGCUGUAUUGAUCUGGACUCCUGAACAGGCAGUUGGACCAACAGAGAGACGCCAUGAGGGCUCUCCUGCUUUUAGGGUCCCUGCUGGUGAGCCUGAAGUCAGUGCUUUCGACUCCACCUUGGAAAGUCCCCAAGGAGCACAAGCACAUGGCUGGCGAACACACAGUGGUUCUCACGGUCACUGGGGAGCCUUGCCACUUCCCCUUCCAGUACCACAGGCAGCUGCACUACAGAUGCAUCCACAGGGGCCGGCCAGGCCCCCAGUCCUGGUGUGCUACCACCCCCAACUUCGAGCAGGACCAGCGGUGGGGAUACUGCCUGGCGCCUAAGAAAGUGAAAGACCACUGCAGCAAACACAGCCCCUGCCAGAGGGGAGGGACCUGUGUGAACAUGCCCAGUGGCCCACACUGCGUCUGUCCAGAGCACCUAACCGGGAAGCACUGCAAGAGAGAGAAGUGCUUUGAGCCUCAGCUUCUGCGCUUCUUCCACGAGGAUGAGAUGUGGCAUAGGCUUGGGCCGGCAGGCGUGGACAAGUGCCACUGCAAGGGUCCCAAUUUCCACUGCAAGCCACUGCCCAGCCAGGCCUGCCGCAUCAAUCCGUGCCUCAACGGGGGCCGCUGCCUGGAGGCGGAGGGCGGUACCCUGUGCCGUUGCCCCGCAGGCUACGCGGGACCCACCUGCGAUGUGGACACUGAGGCGAAUUGCUACAAAGGCCGCGGGCUCAGCUACCGCGGCACCGCCGGGACCACGCGCUCGGGAGCGUCCUGCCAGCCGUGGGCUUCGGAGGCCACCUACCGGCACUUGUCUGAAGAGGAAAAGCUGAAACGGGGACUGGGCCACCACGCUUUCUGCCGGAACCCGGACAAUGACACCCGCCCGUGGUGCUUCGUGUUGAGCGGCGACCGGCUGAGCUGGGAGUACUGCCACUUGACACGGUGCCAGGCCCCAUCCGGAGCCGCGCCCCCGCUUUCCCCUCCGACCCGGGUCUCCCCGGAGGGCCAAGACCUGCCCUUGCCCCAGCCUUCGACCUUGCAAGGCCCUCACCCCACCAUCCAGAGCCUGCCUCAGUCCCAGACCCCAACCUCGCACGCGGCACCCGAGCAGCAGACUCCACUACCCACCGCGGGCCCGGCGGCCUGCGGGAAGCGGCUCCGGAAGCAGCUGAGCCGCAUUGUCGGGGGACUGGUAGCGAUGCCUGGAGCGCACCCCUACAUCGUCGCGCUGUACUGGGGAGAUAGUUUCUGCGCUGGUAGCCUCAUUGCUUCCUGCUGGGUGCUGACCGCGGCUCACUGCUUGCAGAACCGGCCGGCCCCGGAGGAGCUGACGGUGGUGCUGGGGCAGGACCGCCACAACCAGAGCUGUGAGCAGUGCCAGACGCUGACCGUGCGCGCCUACCGUCUGCACGAGGCCUUCUCGCCCACCACCUACCAGCACGACCUGGCCCUGCUGCGCCUGCAGGAGAGCGCGGACGGAAGCUGCGCGCGUCCGUCGCCCUACGUCCAGCCCGUGUGCCUGCCGAGCGGCGCCGCGCGACCUGCCGAGACCGAGGCUGCGCUCUGCGAGGUGGCCGGCUGGGGCCACCAGUUCGAGGGGUCGGAGGAAUAUUCCAGCUUCCUGCAGGAGGCGCAGGUGCCGCUCAUCCCCUGGGAGCGCUGCUCUGCCCCCGACGUGCACGGAACCCACCUCGCCCCCGGCAUGCUCUGCGCCGGUUUCCUAGAGGGGGGAACGGAUGCUUGCCAGGGUGACUCCGGGGGCCCGCUGGUGUGUGAGGACCAGGCCAUGGAGCACCGGCUCGUCCUGCGGGGUGUCGUCAGCUGGGGCUCGGGGUGCGGCGACCGCUACAAGCCCGGCGUAUACACCGAUGUGGCCAGCUACCUGGCCUGGAUCCAGAAGCACACUGCUUCCUGACCUCCCAGGGACGCGUCUUUUUCUCCUGUGUGGUCCAGUUGUGGGAGGAUGGCUGGGUUCCCUGAUGGCCGUUAAGGAUUGCGUCCCAUUCCUCCUGGAGCCUCCAGCCUGAGCCAGGCGUGGCGUAUGUACUCAAUAAAGUGCUUGGAAAAUGCUUGAGAGGAGCAGCCCUUCAGGGAUCCCACUCGGAAAUGCCAAGGCAGAAAACCUGUGCACGACUUCUCAGCCCUUCAGAGAGCGGGGUCUGUGAGGUCUCAUCAUGCAAGAUUUAGGUUCACGCUAGCUAACGUUUAUUGAGCCAUGCUGUGUACCAAGCCCUCCUCAUA
Trichechus manatus latirostris (Florida manatee) is the source of this 2255-nucleotide messenger RNA. RefSeq names its product coagulation factor XII (gene F12). The transcript is spliced from 14 exons. NCBI's taxonomy places the organism in Eukaryota, Metazoa, Chordata, Mammalia, Sirenia, Trichechidae. Gene Ontology annotation, molecular function: serine-type endopeptidase activity; calcium ion binding. Bases 76 to 1929 code for a protein of 617 amino acids. Gene Ontology annotation, biological process: blood coagulation; zymogen activation. Gene Ontology annotation, cellular component: rough endoplasmic reticulum; extracellular region. The record is from RefSeq and is a predicted model, not a curated record.